Salvia splendens (bonfire salvia) is the source of this 2192-nucleotide messenger RNA. Its product is annotated as sister chromatid cohesion protein DCC1. The coding region runs from base 556 to 1746 and encodes 396 amino acids. The record is from RefSeq and is a predicted model, not a curated record. Gene Ontology annotation, cellular component: chromosome, centromeric region; Ctf18 RFC-like complex; chromatin. Lineage: Eukaryota; Viridiplantae; Streptophyta; Magnoliopsida; Lamiales; Lamiaceae. The transcript is spliced from 4 exons. Gene Ontology annotation, biological process: maintenance of mitotic sister chromatid cohesion; mitotic sister chromatid cohesion.
UUGUCCUGUGCUCGCAUUUGUUGUCAUCUUCAUCUCGAUUGAAGUAGAUUUGAAAAAAAAAAUUAUUGAAACCACAGCAGUAAUACAUUAGUAUUUAUGUCAUGAUUGCUUGCAUUUUGAUAAAAAAAAUAAAAAUAAAAAUUCACAUACAUAUUGACAUUAGAUCUACUAUGAGGAAAUUGUUAAAAUAGAUCAUAAUUUGAGAUAUGUGGGCUUUCUUGUUACAUCCCAAAUUCUAAUAGUAAUUACUUUAAAAGUAAAAAGUUCAUUUAAAAUCAGCCUUGUAGCUGUAGAUCUGUAAAACCAUUCUUAACACUUAAAAGGUUGUGAGCAGUUAUUUUUCAAUUUUGUCAAAUCUCAGAAAUUUUGGGUGAGAAAGUUAGUAGGUCAAAGAACUGAAGAAGUCCUCAAUGAUGAAGCAAAGACCUAGGAUUGCAUAAACUGAUAACAAUAAUGUCAAAAGGUAGCUGUUGUGACUGAGAACAGGGAUAAUGAAAGGGUGAAAUCUUGUCCGCAAUUGGUAGCUCAGUCUUGUUUAGUAAAGGCGACUGGUAUAUGGAUAAUUUACACCAGCAAACUGCAUGCUCUGCCGGUGCAGAAGCAGUUCUAAGCCUUCAACCCAGCUCUUCAAUUUCUCUCACGUAUCAUUCUCUAUUUGGCCCCCACAAUGACCUUAUGCUUCUUGAACUCGACGACAAGCUCCUCCCUGACAUCCUCCAUCAAAGAGUAACACUAAGAGGACAGCCUGAUGAGGAUGCAGUUCUUUGUACUUCGUCAAAGACAUAUGCUGUUAAAUUUGUGGGUACAUCAAAUUCCAUGCUUCUCAUACCUUCCUCAGAAGAUGUCUCCAGAUCCCAUAAUAACAAAGAUGAUGGCAGCAUGGCAGUUGCAUCUGUCCUCAAAGUUGCUCCUGGUUGCAUGGAACUUGUUGAGGUAGCACCAAAAUUAGAUGAACUAAAAUUGCUCCUCUCUCAAAAACCUUAUAGUUUUGGUGAAGCCUCAGAGAUGGACACAUCAGAGGAGAGGGAGGAGACAGGGUUGGGUCUAUACAGGUGGGAGGAUCUAGUCGAAAGGAUUCAAGCAAGUGACGAGGAAUUAAAGAUGGGUCUGCAAUCCAUUUCAGCAGUAGAAAUUGAUGGAUAUUGGCGGAUUUUGGAUGAGAGUUAUAUGCACGCAAUCCUAAGCAUGCUUUUGCACAAUGUGAUAUUGAACAAUUGGUCUAUCAAUGCACUUGAUGAGGAUGAAGUUCUGGGCAUGCUGGAAGCAGAUGGAUUUCCUAGAAAUGUUGCAAAGCAUUGCUUGCAAGCAUAUGGAAGUAAGAUUGAUGAUGAGGGUGUUUGUGUAAGUCAUCUGUGGAAAUUGGACGAGAGGCGUGUUUGCGUGUGCCUAGCAAGAGAAAUCCUGAAAGGAGGGAAGAUGAAACUUGAAAUCUUUAUGGAGAAGUGGAUGCGGAAGCUUCCUGAUGGGAUGUGUGCUAGUUUUGAGAUGUUGGAAGGUGAAAUUCUAACAGAAAAGCUAGGAAUUGAAACUUGGUUGUAUCCUUUCAGUGUGUCUUCUCUCCCUUCGACUCCCGCAGAGCGGUUUGCCAUACUAUUUCAGCAGCGGCUCAAGUGGGAGUGGAAGGAUCUGCAGCCAUAUGUUCGGGAUCUAAAAGUGCCAGGCCUUACUUCAGAGGCUUUACUCCUCAAAUAUACUAGAAGAAGUCAGCCAACUGCCGAGGCAGAGCCUGUCUUCAGUGCUAGAUAAUACACCUUUUUUACGGCGUUUCAGUGCUUACGUUUUCAGGUCGAAAGUGGAGUCCAGGAUUAAAAUUUGAGCAAGGGAACACUCUUUUGCACUUGGUAUGCUCUAACUCAGCCAUAUAAUUUAGUAGAUUAUAUGGUGAAAUAAAGACUAUUUACGUGGGUUUGAUCCAAGUGAAAUAUGGAAAGUUGGUUAGAAACUUAAGAGGUGAUGAAGCAGUGAACAUUUUGCCAUUUCUUUCAACUAAAAAUGAGGCCGACACACUGAUUUACUCAACUCAACUGUUUGUUGAAAAAUCAUGUAUUGCCAGCAGUAUCUUAAAACAGUGUCCCACAAAUGCAUAACUCCUACUUUUGUAUUCACUUGUUGUCUGCCAUGAGCUGUGGGCCAGUCAACUAGAUGUCUAAAUCAACAUUCACAUCUAUUAAUUCCUACAUUUUACUUUUCCA